Molecule: messenger RNA, 327 nt
Organism: Leishmania braziliensis MHOM/BR/75/M2904
Lineage: Eukaryota; Euglenozoa; Kinetoplastea; Trypanosomatida; Trypanosomatidae
Exons: 1
Coding region: 1-327 (108 amino acids)
Source: RefSeq, a predicted model, not a curated record
AUGGUCUCCUUCACCCCCCAGCUGCAGGUGAGCUGCUCCUCCUUCCAAGAGUACCGCCGCUACUACCAAUGCACCCACCGCAAUAUCUGGACCCGCCGCUCGCACCUCGUCGGCACCGCCGUCGCCGCCAUCGCCGCAGUGCUCGCAGCGAUCCGGCUGGAUUUUGCUGUGCUUGUGUCGUCCGUCACGGCGGGCUAUUUGAUCUGCUGGGGCGGUGACGUCUUGUUUGAGCAGCGUAAUCCAGCCUCUUUCCAGAACCCCAUCUGGGCCUUUUGUGCCAACAUGGCGAUGGUGCAGGACGUUGUGCGUGGCAAGGAGACCGUCUAA